CCCUCCAGAAGGGUCUGUUUUGUCAUCCUCUCUCAAUUUGAUAGUAAGAUUAGCACACAAAAGAGAGAGUGAGUGAUGCUGGUUCACCGCGAAAGAGAGAGCUUGGAGAGUGGUGGUGAUGGUGUUACUUUUGGUGAAGGUGGCAUUAUGGACAGUCUUGAAAUGCUUCCAUUGGAUUUUCCAUUGCUGAAUGAUGAUUUUAUGAGUUCUUUUAUUGCUAGAGAGAUUGAGAAUGUUAAUUGGGAAGCUCUUCUUAAUGAAGAAGCUCCUAGGCUUCGAGGUUCUGAGGCAACAAACAAAGAAGAAGGAGGCAAUUUUAAUUUUGAUUUUGAUUUUGAUGAUGAUGACGAUGAUGCCCUUUCUGAAGAAUUUUCAGUGUUCAAUUACACUGAUGAGGACGACGAUUCCCAAUCUCUUAUCCGUUGUCGCAUCUGUGAUCUUGAGCUUGAUUUUCCUACACCCCACUGCAAUUCGGAGACCUUCGAUCCAGCUAAUAUGGUUUGUCCUGUUUGUGAUGAAAAGUUGGGGGAGACUGCAGCAAGGAAAUUCAUCUCACUAAAGAAGUCGAAGUCUAGGAAAUCCAUUUUCAGCUCUGACGAAUCGUCUAUGCGUGACAAGAAACUUGCUGCCGGGGCUAACCAACAUGAACCAACACAUGGUUCAUUUUUCUCGUCAUUUGCUCAAAACCGGAGCAGUAGCCAUCGUCGUGUGGAUUCCACCAGCAAUGCCUCAGACAUUUCAUCCACAGAAAGCUCUGUGAUAGGUUCACCAGCACUAACACCAGCUAUGACUGAUGAUGAGGAGAAUGUUGAAGAGAGAAGGUUGAGAGCAUCUUUUGCUCAAAAAUUAGUACUGUCAACUAUGAUCUAAGGAAAACAUGGUGCUAUCAAGUUGCUUGCACCUUCAGAUUAACUAAGGCACUUAGUUUUACUUUGAUGCAUUAGUUUUUAGUUAGAAUAUCAAUUUAUCAAGGAAUUUUGGAAGUCAGAAAAGGGUAGAAAAAUUGAUGGUUGCCCCUUUUUUUGAGGCUGUCAUUGAACUCUAAUUAUAUAUUUGCAUUUACAUAGGACUUUGUUUUGAAUUGUUAUUUCAUAAUCAAGGUGUCAUGAUUGACCCAAUUCAUAG
This is a messenger RNA of Arachis duranensis, 1125 nucleotides long. RefSeq lists its product as uncharacterized. Lineage: Eukaryota; Viridiplantae; Streptophyta; Magnoliopsida; Fabales; Fabaceae. The record is from RefSeq and is a predicted model, not a curated record. The transcript has 5 exons. Bases 76 to 870 code for a protein of 264 amino acids.